This is a messenger RNA of Blumeria graminis f. sp. triticale, 453 nucleotides long. Lineage: Eukaryota; Fungi; Ascomycota; Leotiomycetes; Helotiales; Erysiphaceae. The record is from the annotation of a GenBank genome assembly.
AUGUUCGAAGAUAAAAGACUACCGAUAAUCAUAUUUGAUAUGCCAGUGGAAAUUGCAAAUGCUGUCCUGAACGGUUAUUUUGUCAUGGAACGCGAGGAUGAAAGUAGUCAACAAGUCUUGGCAUGGAAUCAAGGCCAACUGCAAAUUUUUACGCGACAGCAUCACUCUAAGAGCUGGAAUAAGCAGACCCAGGAUGGUGAUCAGUCAUAUUCAGGAUGGAUGAUUACUGAUUUGAUUCAACGUAGUAACGAGCAAGUAAAAAACUUUAUGGACCACUUCACCAGCAAGAAAAGUUUAGAAGUAAUCGUGCCAAGUUGUCUCGGGGCUGAGGAUAAAUAUCUCCCUAUACCUAAUAUCUGUCGCGGGUUGAAGCGCAGAAUACGAAGAGUUAGAAUUGAUAAACUUAAACCGACACGGGCGCAUGGUUAUAUUGAUUGGGUCAAGAUAAGAUAG